AGCACAUCCUGUUUUUCACUGGGCCAGGAACGAGACCCCGAUUGUUCAGCCAUGUCGUGGCCGCAGGGACAGAAUUCGUGGCAGAAUUCGUGGCAGAACGGCUGGGGCAACGGCACCCAGUACCAACAACAGGCCCGUCUCCACUGGUCUGGCCUGACGACGGAAGAGCUCUGGGCAGCCGGAGAGGCCAAGAAUAACCAGGAUAUGGAGCAGACAGUGAGCAGGUGCAUGUCCAAGCUCGUCCCGCAGCUCAUGGAGAAAAUGAACAGCAGCAGCGCUGCCGGGCCGGCUGGCAGCAGCGCCCCCCGCGGCGACUCGGGCGUUUUCACUGCGCCGACGCCGCUGCGCAACGAGGUGGACCCCGCCCUCGUAGACGCCGUGGCGGAGAGGCUCAGCAAGAGGAAGUCUGGGGCACUACCUGCGGCGCAGGCCCCAGCGCUGAAGCGCACGAAAGGCUCAGACGUCCGCGUGCCCAAGAAGACGACUGACACGGUGCACCCGGUCAUCUUGCUGCACUGGCAGGCGAGUCUGGGCUGCGCCAGGCUGCCCAAGGCGAGCACCACGGACUCCGUCGUGACAGCGGUCCUCCCGGACGGCGCGGCCGUCGCCAGGGCCGCUGAGAGCUUGAAGGCUAACGCGGCCCACCCGCUGGUGAAGCAGCUGGGCAAGAAGCCGCAGAAGGAAAACAAGCUCAGGGUCGCACUCAUGCUCUGGGCCGAGGAUGCCGUCGAGGCGCGCGGCAACGACGAUGACGAGGACGCCGACAAUGAGUAGGGACAGCGCGGUGGCGUCCUAUCACAGAUCGGAAUCAUCACUCGCAGAUUGGAUAUUUGUUCUUUGUGCUGUGCUGUUUUGUACGCUGUAUACUGUGUGGGAGCGAUUGCGUGGGAGCCAGCUUGGAAUGCCGCGUCGGAGAGCAGCGUCCUCGCGCUGCUCACGGGCGGUGCCUUGGGGACUGAUGCACGCCUGAACGCCUUCGACGUGGCUGUGGUUCUCGCGUUUGCCUACUGCACCCGCUGGCAGACUCCGUGGGCUGGGGCUGCCGGCUUGGCAACAGCGGCAACGAUGUACUUGUCUCCAUCGAUGCCAUUCUGGUUUCGCGCUCUGCUCUUCGGGCCGGGAGCUGAGAACCCGAGUCAGCACGCCAUGCAGUUUCAGCCGUGCAUGCACAGUGCGCCUGGGCCACAGCCAGGCUUCGCGCAGCACGCCCCUUGGGUGCAGCAGGGGUGCCCGGUGCAUGCGCGGCAGCAGAACCCGUACGCCACCAUGCAGUGGCAGCCGCCGGGCUAUGCUGCAGGCUUCCGAGAUGAUUUACACGGCCGCUAUCCGCGUCAGUGGCCGGGACAAUGGAAAUGGGAGCGAUUCUGAGACCGAUCUGCGUUCGUGAGGCCGUCACCGUAGGAUGACGCAACAGCAUUGCAGGUGUGUGAGUUUUCAUGAAUUCACGUUGCAUCACGUUGUUAUUCCCUGCUCUGCUUUCCCCCCCCCUCGCCCCCUCUUGACUAGACGGAGACAUGGCAUCCCUUUGGAGAGGCUUCGGGGUGAAUGAAGCCAGCCAGACCUUCUCCGGGAAGGAAUGUGUGUGCAGUUUGCUCUUUCUCUCCCUGCCUUUCCCUCCUUUCGCCUCCCUCUCCCCUUCCUUUUCCCCCCUCCCUGACCCAAUCCCUAGCCGGAGGGAUGGCGCUUCUGUUGAGAGGGCUCAGGGCGUCAUGAGCUGAGCAGGCUGUUUCAUAUAUUGCUUUGUUGACACAGGUCCCACCAAUCUUCUCUCGUGUGCGAGCGGUCUGACAGCAUUCCACAGAGAAGGCUUCCGGGCGAACGAAGCCUGUUUCUCUCAUGGCGGAGGCUUCUGGGAGAGCGAGGCCAUUCUGCCAUCAGCGCGUGCAUCUUCACAUGGAUUUGCCUUUUCCCAGCCCUCUCCUCUCGCUUCUCUUCCCUGCUCUCUGCUUCCCCGCCUCUUCCCCCCAUCCAUGGGUAGAGCCGGUCAGACGGCGCUCGACAAUGAGAUUGGCCGACGUUCGCAGACAGGCUGAAUGCAUAUGUGCAUUUGCCACACUUUGUGUCCCAUCUCGCUUCUUUCGCUCUCGCUCUCUUUCUUUUCUCAUCUAUCGUGCCCGUCGGCAUUUCAGAGCUCAGUUGGUUUAGACCGCGGCGCUUAAGGCGUACCAGACACGUCGCACACAUGUGGGCUGAUUGAGCACAGCGCAGGAA
Prorocentrum cordatum is the source of this 2211-nucleotide messenger RNA. NCBI's taxonomy places the organism in Eukaryota, Dinophyceae, Prorocentrales, Prorocentraceae. The record is from the annotation of a GenBank genome assembly.